AUGUCACCUUCUCUAAAUAAUUCCCCCUCAAUCAAAAUCACUCACGUCAUCUUUGACCUGGACGGCCUGCUGGUGGACACUGAGGGGCGGUACGACGAGGCCUACACUAAAGUGGCUCGACGGUACGGAAAGGAGUACACCAUUGAGCUGAAACAAAAAGCCACCGGCCGACAUUUCCUCGACAGUGCCCAAAUAAUUGUCGACGAGCUGCAGCUGCCGUUGACUGCUGAAGAGGCAGAUCGAGAGUUUCAGGCCGCUUACGGCCCUCGGGUGAGCACGCUGAUGCCCGGCGCUGAACGCCUUGUCCGCCAUCUUCACUGUGCGGGCAUUCCAAUGGCCGUGGCGACGGGCAGUCCACGGGAAAGUUUCCGCUGGAAGACUGAACCGCACCAAGAGCUUUUCUCCCUCUUCAGCCACGUCCUCCUGGCAAGUGAAGACGAAGAAGUGGGCGGUCGGGGGAAACCCGAUCCGCAGCCGUUUCUCGUUUGUGCCUCUCGAUUCACGAGUCCACCUUUGCAAGACUACAGUUCGGUGCUCGUUUUUGAGGACGCAGAAGCGGGCGUGAUGGCCGCCAAUGCCGCCGGUUUGCGGUCAAUUUGGGUUCCUGAUUCGAGAACUUUNGACGAAGAAGUGGGCGGUCGGGGGAAACCCGAUCCGCAGCCGUUUCUCGUCUGUGCCUCUCGAUUCAAGAGUCCACCUGUGCAAGACUACAGUUCGGUGCUCGUUUUUGAGGACGCAGAGGCGGGCGUGAAGGCCGCCAAUGCCGCCGGUAUGCGCUCGAUCUGGGUUCCUGAUCCGAGAACUUCGGAGAAAGAAAAUGAGCGUGUGAGGCCGUACAAGAGACUAAACUCGUUGCUUGAUUUUGAGCCGACCGAGUUUGGCAUUCCGCCCUUUUAG
Molecule: messenger RNA, 897 nt
Organism: Rhagoletis zephyria (snowberry fruit fly)
Lineage: Eukaryota; Metazoa; Arthropoda; Insecta; Diptera; Tephritidae
Source: RefSeq, a predicted model, not a curated record